CCCAGGAUCAGAUAUGGUGACGAAUCAAACAGAGGUUGUUACGGAGUUAAACAGGUGUGCUGAGAUAGUGACGACGUUGAUGACCGAGGAGUCGGAGGUGGCUGUGGAUGCUAAGGGUGUGAAUUUGGGAAGGACAGGCCCUCUUACCCUCCUACAGGUGGGCACCAGGGACGGGCAAGCCUAUCUGUUUGAUGUCCACACCAACAAGGCUCUCCUGACCGUAGGUUAUCUUAAAGAUCUGCUUGAGGCGAAGAAUGUGGUUAAGAUUAUCCAUUUGUGUAGAUGGGACAGCGCUGCCCUCAUUGCCCAGUUCGGAGUUGUUCUUAACAACGUGUUUGACACACGGGUAAGUUUGAUGUUAAACUCUCAUACUAAUGCCGCCCUUGCUGCCCAGUCUGAGGUUGCUCUUAACGAUGUGUUUGACACACGGGUCGCUCACAUGGAGGUGGAACUGUCAAAGGGUAACGUUUUCCCAUGCAUGCUGAAGUUGUCAGACAUGUGCGAGACCUAUGGUGGGAACUCUGCUACGUUAGCUUUCAAGAACGAUGUCAAGAAAGACUGGUGGAUGGAAACUGCCGCAUACUGGGCCAGUCGUCCACUGACGCCGGAAAUGAUCCAGUACGCAGCCGCAAACGUCAGUGUUCUCUUCGGUCUCUAUGAUAACCUGUCCAGAAAAUACGUCUUCCCUGAAACUCUCAUAGGUUGA
This is a messenger RNA of Liolophura sinensis, 706 nucleotides long. Its product is annotated as piRNA biogenesis protein EXD1-like. Gene Ontology annotation, biological process: nucleobase-containing compound metabolic process. Gene Ontology annotation, molecular function: nucleic acid binding; 3'-5' exonuclease activity. Lineage: Eukaryota; Metazoa; Mollusca; Polyplacophora; Chitonida; Chitonidae. The transcript is spliced from 5 exons. The coding region runs from base 14 to 706 and encodes 230 amino acids. The record is from RefSeq and is a predicted model, not a curated record.